AUGGCAGACUACAGCAACAUCCCUGACUUCGACUCGCUCCCACCAGUCAAGGACAUGCCGCAAGGCUGCGCAUGGGGCGUCUUCGAUAAAGACGGAAAAAAGGACCAUCUGGGCUGCCUCAACCUCCUCACGCCCAAAGUGGUGCAGUCAGCCUUCAAAGAAGCGCGCGACGGCAUUUCCAUCUCACUCAACUGGCCGAUCGGGGCGAUCAACAAACCCGGGUUCGCCCGCAAGGGACUCGAACACAAAGUGAUAUCGUUCCAAGAAGGCCCCUUCGGGCUGUGGGGGUUCGACGACGAACUGGAAUUCAACACGCAAUGCUCCUCGCAAUGGGACAGCCUGGUGCAUUUCGCCCACCAGCCCACCGGCCUCAGCUACAACGGCGUCCAGCCGACCCGGGAAGCCCUGGUCCAAAGCUUCGGCCAAGUCGACGUCGACAAGGCCCUGCCCACCCUCAACCACUGGCACGACCGGGGCGGACUGGUCGGCCGCGGCGUGUUGCUUGACUACCGCGCCUACGCGGAGGCCAAGGGCAUCGCGUAUGAUUGUUUCGACUCGCAUGCCAUCACGGUCCAGACGCUCGAGGACGUCGCACGACAUCAAGGCACCGAGUUCAAGUUCGGCGAUAUCCUGAUCGUUCGUACGGGAUUUACUGAGGACCUGGGCGGUGCGUCUGCCGAGGACCAGGAACGUAUGCUCGGCACGCACAAGGCUGUCGGGCUCAAGGGCAAUAAAGAGACGGCCAGGUGGAUCUGGAACCAUCACUUCGCCGCCGUCGCGGGUGAUGCUAUCGCGUUCGAGGUCCUGCCUCCUGUCAUCGAGGAGGAGGGUGAUCGGACGGGCACUAUUGCGGAAUUAGUACUUCAUCAAUACUUCCUCUCCCUCUUCGGCCUUAAUAUUGGCGAACUAUGGGACCUGAAGGCGCUGAGCGCGCAUUGCAAGAACGUCGGCCGCUACGAGUUCCUACUGACCAGCGUUCCGCUCAACGUGCCCGGUGGCAUUGGCAGCCCGCCUAACGCUUUGGCCAUCUUCUGA
Capronia coronata CBS 617.96 is the source of this 1035-nucleotide messenger RNA. RefSeq lists its product as uncharacterized. NCBI's taxonomy places the organism in Eukaryota, Fungi, Ascomycota, Eurotiomycetes, Chaetothyriales, Herpotrichiellaceae. The transcript has 2 exons. Gene Ontology annotation, molecular function: arylformamidase activity. The coding region runs from base 1 to 1035 and encodes 344 amino acids. The record is from RefSeq and is a predicted model, not a curated record.